This is a messenger RNA of Guyanagaster necrorhizus, 740 nucleotides long. RefSeq lists its product as uncharacterized. The record is from RefSeq and is a predicted model, not a curated record. The transcript is spliced from 2 exons. The coding region runs from base 153 to 395 and encodes 80 amino acids. Lineage: Eukaryota; Fungi; Basidiomycota; Agaricomycetes; Agaricales; Physalacriaceae.
UAAGAAGAUAGUGUGAUGGGGUAGCACCUAUACUGUGUAUUAUAUCGUGCGCCCGGCCUCGGUAUCCAGGAAUACUGACCUCACUUUAUGUUUAAUGAUCAGAGACUUUUACGAAUAACUUCAACUGCGGAGGGCGCCGCCAAUGCCAACGAAUGGAUCAUAGUCGACAUCGCCUCGAUGAGAUAUCCCAUCUCCUCUGCCGUCCACAUACUCCACUCAUUUCAUUCGAGGGACAGUUCACGGAGGGAUGGACUCAAUCGCAGUACAUCGAUGAAAUGUCUACGCCCAAUGACGUUCGUCCUGACACCGUUCACAGACAAUUUCACAAGCGAGCAUUGGGAUCUCUCGACGAGACACUGAAGAGCAGGGGGCCAAGGGGGGGGGUAUUGAGUUAAGAGAACUGGGAAUUGCCGUAAAUCAAAAAUGCAAUUGGGCGGCUUCAUCCCGACACUCGCGAUUCGCCGUGUAGUGAAAAUACCUGGACAUACGGUAUGCCCAAGCAAUGUUGUCACACCUUUGCUGAACGGACCCCACAGUUGGAACGCCUUCAGCUGUGCAUAAAUAUUCCGUCGAGUGCGGAUCCCUUCGUUGACACCGUAGCUAAUGCGAGGAUAGAUCAUGCAUUCGUCGAUAUGAUCUGCUGCCGACCACGGUUGUCUACGAAGGUUUCAGCGGGCGCAAGAGGUAUGUCGCUGACUCGUAGACCUUUUGUGAUUGGGGACAGCAAGCUCGGCCAUCUG